UACGUGAAUUAUUAAAAUUAUUGUCAUAUCGGUGAAUACUUACAACUAUUUCGAAACACCGUGUCACACUACGAAGAAAUCCUCCCAAGAAGCAUCUACAGUGUAAUAUAAACCACUGCGGCACAGUUGCAAAUCAUUGUACAUUCAGUAUAUCUAACCAUAACAUGUCUGCCUUCGCUUUCAUUCUACUUUGCGUGCAGGCUUGCCUCAUCCACAAUGCCUACAGCGCGUGUCUUGGCACUGGUUACUACGGCGCCGGUCUCGGCUACGGCUACGGUGGCCUCGGCUAUGGCGGAUGUGGUCUAGGCGGCAUCGGCUAUGCCGGUCUUGGUUACGAUGGAUUUGGUUAUGGCGGUUUGGGUUAUGACGGUUUUGGUUACGGCGGUCUCGGCUAUGACGGUUACGGUAUUGGUGCUGGUUACGGUGGUGCCGGUAUUGGAAACGUUGCUGUCGCCGGUGAGCUGCCCGUGGCUGGUACCACCGCUGUCGCCGGUCAGGUGCCCAUCAUCGGCGCCGUGGAGUUCGGCGGUACCGCGGCUGCUGCUGGUGCUGUCUCCAUCGCCGGACGUUGCGGUUGCGGCUGCGGCGGACCCUAUGUCUACUGAGCAACGAUAUAUACGUGCGCGGGAGCCAUUCUCCAACAAAUCUGAAAAUUACAAUGCAAUAAAAAAUGCAACAUGAAA
Messenger RNA from Manduca sexta (tobacco hornworm), 683 nucleotides. RefSeq names its product chorion class A protein PC292. The record is from RefSeq and is a predicted model, not a curated record. Gene Ontology annotation, cellular component: egg chorion. The transcript has 2 exons. Lineage: Eukaryota; Metazoa; Arthropoda; Insecta; Lepidoptera; Sphingidae. Gene Ontology annotation, molecular function: structural constituent of egg chorion. Gene Ontology annotation, biological process: multicellular organism development; chorion-containing eggshell formation. Bases 165 to 605 code for a protein of 146 amino acids.